UGCCCUUGUGCUGACUGCUCGUCCGUCUUCUCGCGACUCAGGAGUCCAGUCCCUGUUCAUCGAUUUCUCUGGUCGCUGGAGUGGUGGCCUUCGCAUUCUGGAAGUGGCAGCGACCGAGCUGGAAAUUUAUUGAUUGAAUAGCUUUCAAAAGUCAUGGCGGGUUGGCAAAGAAAUUUGCAGACCAUAGUUCGUCAAUUUGGGAAAAGAGUGGCACAUAAUUACCCUUCAUCAGCUAAUUUUUCGGCCUCUCGGUUGGAAUCCUCUCUUGCACCUGGAGAGUUGCCUUUCUUACAACGACUCUGGAAAUUACCGGACACAAAUGUCUCAAGGCCUUUCUAUCGUUAUUUGCAAGAGUCGGGUAUAUCCAGUUCAAGGAAGUUGCUAGCAGGAGCCUCAGAUGAAAAGCCCAUUGCAUCUCCAUUAACGCCUACUUUGGCAUUGAGUAGUGGCAAAUCAGAAAACCAGAAGGCAGCCUCUAAACCUGCAAAAGUUCAAGCAGUGUUAAAGGACAUAAAACAGAGUCCUAAGAAGGUCAACUUGGUUGCUGCAUUAGUUCGUGGCAUGCGUGUUGAAGAUGCACUGUUGCAGUUGCAAGUGACAGUGAAGCGAGCUUCAAAAACUGUCUACCAGGUCAUUCACUCUGCCCGUGCAAAUGCAACCCACAACCAUGGACUGGAUCCAGACCGUCUUCUUGUUGCGGAGGCAUUUGUUGGGAAGGGAUAUUUUAAGAAGAGAAUCUCCUAUCAUGCUAAAGGGAAAUGUGGAAUUAAAGUGAGACCCGAGUGCCGACUGACGGUGGUAGUAAGGGAGACCACCGCUGAAGAGGAAGCCGAGAUCGCCAGGCUGAAAGUCAGCAACUUCAAAAAGCUCACCAAGAGAGAAAACCGGCUUGUUCCUCAUAAGCUUAUUGAAACAACUCCUAUCUGGAACCGGAAAAGCAGAACUGCUCAUCGCGAGGCUGCUAAGAUGGCUGCAUGAGUUGGGCUGUAUCGGGCCGUUUCUUGCUAGUAUUGGGCCCAAAUUCGAACGGUGCUCUGUUGGAGAUAUAUUUAAUUGUUAUAUUGUUCUGUUUAAAACUAGUCAGGCCCAAGCCCAAACUCGAGUGACGGGCUACUGCAAUUGCAUGAUUUUUUUUUUUUAUUUAUAUAAGAUCCAACACCUCUCAAUAAUAGAGAUAACUCCUUUAAGUAUAAAAUCGUGCGGACCUUGUAGGCUCAAGGGAACAAUACUUCUACAAAUUAUUUGGGUUGAAUU
Messenger RNA from Tripterygium wilfordii, 1254 nucleotides. RefSeq names its product 50S ribosomal protein L22-like. Gene Ontology annotation, cellular component: ribosome; mitochondrial large ribosomal subunit. Bases 154 to 978 code for a protein of 274 amino acids. The transcript is spliced from 7 exons. The record is from RefSeq and is a predicted model, not a curated record. Gene Ontology annotation, biological process: translation; ribosome assembly. Gene Ontology annotation, molecular function: structural constituent of ribosome. Lineage: Eukaryota; Viridiplantae; Streptophyta; Magnoliopsida; Celastrales; Celastraceae.